AUGUAAAUUUUGAUUAGUUUUAAAUUAGUAUAUAUUUAUGAACAUGCCUCUGAGGCUCUGACGAGCAUUGCUCGUUUAAAUUCGUUACAGUUAUUAAUACUAACUUAUUAGUAGUUUUCCAAGCAAUUAACUAAAUUUCUGCGAAAUUCGUAAAUGAUCACAAAUUACCAUAACCAUGCCAGGCAUGCAGGUAUGUAGUUAUACAGUAAUUUGUAUAUAAUAAUGUUUUGUGGCUAUAAUGAGAAUUUUAUGUAUUUAAUGGCAGUGAUUCUCCAUUAUCAUUUUUCAAGAGCAUUGUAUUUGUACGUACACUUUAAAUGCUUCUGAGUUACAUAAGUUAUAAAUACAUUAUCGUAUUUUUGCGUUCGAGACUUUAUACAUAAAUAAAUUAUUUCUGGUUUAUUUAUUAAAUACUUUUUAUCAUCGUCUAAAGCUGAAACAAGCAAAUUUUCCUACGUCUUCAAUUUCGCGAUUGUGUCAGGUUUUUUUGCUCAUCUUCUGAUCUUUCAAAAAAAAAUAACAAGCACGACACAUUUGUAAGACGAGAAAUCUCACAAUGUUCUCUAAUCGACUUUUAAAAACUUACUGGAUACGUCAAUAUAUCACCGGCCUAUUUCACUGCACGCCAUUUCAGGUGGUAAAAAUUCGUGGUGAACCAAUAUUGAAAGUGUCACCAUGGAGAAAGCUUGUGCCCUUUAUUGUCCUGUGCAUUUGUCUCCUGUUCUACUGCGUGAUGUCGAUUUUACGAAUGUACAUGCGUAUCUGGGAACCUAAUAUUUACCGAGUAGAAUUUGUCAUGGAUGUUGCGCUAGGCCAGACUGCGAUUCUCACGGCGGCGUUAUCACUGCUAAUGGUCACAGGGCGAUGGGAUCAUAUCAAUAUGCUCAACAUCAUAAUGUCCUUGGACAAAAAUUUGAAAAGUAAGAAUUGUCACGAUUCAUACUUAUGUAAAAUCUAGAGUAGACCGGACGAGAUUUUACAAAAUGUACUCAAGACAACCUUAGCAUCGCAACUAAUUUAGAAAAUUUACGAACCUCAAAAGUACCUCAAAAGAGAGGAUUUUCAAAAUAUGAUUUCGUAAAUUUCGUAGACCAAAUAAAAACUGUUCUGUUUAGCUUAUUUAGUUUUCAUGGAUUACAUAUCUAUAAUUUCUAAAUAUCGCUUCUGAUGGAGAGGACCAGUUUACAAAAUAAUGUUGCGAAAUAGAAACUUUUUGGUAAAUUUGCGAAAUCUAUCAAGAGUAUUGCGAAAUCUCGCAAAUGUCGUCAAGUUAGUUUACUAUGCUCAACAUUCAAGAUAUGCGAAGGUUGUCGUGAGUAUGUAAAUAUGCCGACAAAAGUUUCAAGCGUUUUAAUUUUAUUCCUAGAAAACAUUCCAUUUCUCAUGCUUUUCAUGAAAAGUAAGAUGCAAACUUUUUACUUAAAAUUGGGCAUUGAAGGACUCAUGUUCCUCGCAGCAGUGGCGUCUUUAAUGGUUCCGUUGAUUAUCGGAAUAGUUGUCCUCGACCCUGCAUCAUUUAUGCAUCGACUUUUCUUAAGCUUAUUCAACAUCCGAUUAAGACUGGAAUUGAAAAUUCUGCCUUUGAUAUUCCUCAUCGUAUUUUUUAAUUUACAGAUUAGCAACGUGAUCUUCCACUACCUCGGUUGCGGCUUACUCUACAUUUACGCUGCUAUCGCUUGGCUGAAAACUGUGGAGGUUUCGCGAGUUCAAAACAAAGGGAUAACACGAUGGAAAAAAUGUGACCUCGUUUCGAACACGGAAGACAACUUAAAUUUUCUUCAAACUUAUAGACAACUUCAGCUCGUUGACCUAUGGGUGAACGUGAUUUAUGGCAAUUUUCUACUCAGCGUUCAUUUCGCCGGAACUUUCGUUAUUUCACUCGCUACAAGUUUUCUGUUAAUACGAAUGCCCGGUCAAGUCAGCCCGGCGAUGAGUAUUUUUGCUCUGGCGGGACUCUUGAGUUGUGUUUCAAUUGUUUACGGAGAAGUACUGUUGGCCGAAAUGGUUUCCUCGUCAUGUGAAAUGUUUAUACGAGCUUGUACCUCAAAGUUUAGGAAGAAAAGUGUGAAGGGUAAGUUGGUAGCGUCGCUUUGGACGAUCCGAUUUCGAUCGGGACGACCAUUCUUCCUUUUGGGACGUCACAGCUUUCUUCGUUUUCUGAAUGAGCUACUGUAUUUCUUAGCGACCCUGCUGAUCGCGACAAAGUAAAUACUGAGAACAAUUCUAAGGAAACCAGUGAUACUGAAACUAAUCGCCGGAAAGUAUGGAAAAUGGGAGUAAAUUAAAUGGCAACAAUAUUUCUUGGGACUGUAAAACCAUGGAGAACCUGCUUUUAAAUUUUAAGUAUGCAUGCUAGGUAUUUAUGUACGUCCUAGAAUUCAUACUUAGGUAUAUUUGUUUCUAAACAUAUGCAUAUAUAUUUACGCUUCGGGGUAUUA
This is a messenger RNA of Folsomia candida, 2438 nucleotides long. RefSeq lists its product as uncharacterized. Lineage: Eukaryota; Metazoa; Arthropoda; Collembola; Entomobryomorpha; Isotomidae. The coding region runs from base 1327 to 2208 and encodes 293 amino acids. The transcript has 3 exons. The record is from RefSeq and is a predicted model, not a curated record.